This is a messenger RNA of Penicillium cinerascens, 930 nucleotides long. RefSeq lists its product as uncharacterized. The record is from RefSeq and is a predicted model, not a curated record. Bases 1 to 930 code for a protein of 309 amino acids. Lineage: Eukaryota; Fungi; Ascomycota; Eurotiomycetes; Eurotiales; Aspergillaceae. The transcript has 3 exons.
AUGUCUAAAUCCUUGAAGCGCCCGGCAGAAAAGGAUCCGAACGAAACUUCUUUGUCUGAACCCGACAUCAAGAAGAUUAGGACUGCUAUUGCUUUGCCAGUGCGCUACCUAGGCGAAGGAGUCUCGGGGUCAGGCAAAAAUAUUAGCUGGUCCGUACUUCAGUGGACGAGUGAAGAAAAUCGAUCCCGCAGAAAAUGGCCUCGUCAAAAAGAUCCCAUUCGGAAUAUUGAGGAUGUACCUGCAGAGUGGAAUUGGGAUCCCAAUGAUCCAGAUCUCGAUCCAUGUGACAUUGACGCCAAUAUCAAGAGAUGUGAGGAGAGGAUCGAGGAUGGAAUCUUGCCUCAACUGUUUGAAAUAAGGUUGUCGACAUACAAGAUGCUAAGGGCCCACCGUGACAAACUGAUUGCUUCAGAGAAAACUGGGUUGGGUUUGGACGUUGUCAAACGGCUGGAUAGUCUGAAGGUUAUUGAGAAAGAUCUUGUAGCCAACGGGGAUACCUGGGAGUCGCUGCGCAAUGUGAGAGCAAUCAUAAAAGCCUACAGAUCUGGAGAACUGAAGUGGUCAAGAGAUGGCAAGGCUACGUACUGGUCUCACGGAAAGCAAAUCUGUGAGCCAAGGAUCUGGGACUACGACGACAUCAUCAAAGUCAAUCGCGAGCACAAGGGCUCAAAGGGUUUUUGGGUGGAAGGGAUACGAUUUGAAGUUCGAGUUCCCCCACGCAUGCCUGGAAACAAAGGGCCUUUCUGGAAAGGCUGGAAAGCGGAUUUCUUUGAUGAUACCGGGAGUGAUACCGCAACCAUAUUCGAGGACGACCUGGAGGAAAUAAUGAGCUUGGUUCCUGAGCGAAUCGAUGUACCAUUCAUCGGAGAUUACCAGUCGCAGUCUAUCGGUGGUAUUGUGACCAACAGAAACGCCGUGAUGCAAAUCUGA